Ophidiomyces ophidiicola is the source of this 2235-nucleotide messenger RNA. RefSeq lists its product as uncharacterized. The record is from RefSeq and is a predicted model, not a curated record. Lineage: Eukaryota; Fungi; Ascomycota; Eurotiomycetes; Onygenales; Onygenaceae. The coding region runs from base 1 to 2235 and encodes 744 amino acids. The transcript has 2 exons.
AUGGAACGACCCGAAAUCAACUGCUGCUGUGGCAGACUGGACUGCGCUUAUCUCCAACAUAACAGCGCCGCGCUGGCAAGUCUGGAAAAGGACGUUCACAUCGCCGCGCGACUUGGCCAGGCUCUACUAGGACGCCAUGAAUCCUACAUGGCUGAAGCGGAAGCCGAUCGCACCAGGAUGAUUGCGGAAAUUGAGAAAUUAGAGGAGCAAAAGAAAGAGGCGCAGGCCGAAAAUGCUAAGAUCAUACAAGAAAACAGAGGCCUCCUAGACCAGUUAGAAGGUCUGAACGAUGUCAUAUCGGAGUCCGAUGCCCAUAUCAAAGCUCUGAACACCUCGUUGGAAAGCGUUCAGCUCGAGGUGCGACGAUUGACGGCUGCAGCAUCAAGGGCGACCAUUCUUGAAGCGCAGCUGACUCAACUAGAGGUUGACCAAGCGCGGCUGCAAGAUACGCUUACUGCAACUGAAGAAAAUGAGCGUUCUGCCAUCCACCGCUGGCGACAGGCGGAAAGGACACUGAGAGACUUACACGAACAGGUAGAAAAAAUCGAGAAGGAGUCAAGGGGUGAACGCGAGAAGCAUGCGGAGCUACUAGCCCAAAUGGAGCGGCGGAGAACAGUAGAAAGAGAACUAGAUACGGCUGCUGGAAGACUUAAGGGCGCCGCCGCAACCGCCUCUCUGGGCCGGAAUACCAGUGGAACAAGCAUCGUGUCUCAUUUCGUGCGAGAUAUACUACAAGACAAUGCCAAUCUUCAGUUCAGCCUCAAUGAGCUUAAAGAGUUGUUACAAAGCUCGGACGAGGAAGUUCGAUCUUUAAGGGAUAAACUAAUGCUCCAUCAUCAACAACUGUGUGGAGGAGAACAGGAAGCUUCGAGUGAAGGUGCUUCCCAUGUACUUCUCAGCGAGGAGCUACAGAAGGUUCAAUCUCCCUCGCAAGAAUUUCAUGUCCACCACCACUAUCACGCUUCUAUUGGGGCUACUUCGCAACGCAAAGACCGAAACCGCUUCUCGCUGCACCGUCCGCAAAAGAAAAGAAGAACUAUUUUUCCAACCCUUUUUGAAUCUCCGCCGAAAGGCUCAACUGGAAGCCCAUUAUCCCCCAACUCACGGCACCUGACUUCUCCUUCAACCGCAUUGGGAACACCACCUUUGUCUACGAGUGCUAAUCACUGGGUAGACCAAACACCCGGCCUGGUGUUCUCGUCUGGCCCAAGCUCUCCAAGAUCCACGUACAAAGCUUCCUCGUUGUUUGAUCGCUCUGAUGUUGGUUUUGAUUCCUCUCGCCCGACAAGUCCCGAAAGUGGGUUUGCUUCCCCACUUAGCAGGCCAUGUCAUCGAAAGUUGCCAUCAGAUACUUCGAUACGAUCCGUCCUAGACGAGCGAUGGCUGGACGACCUACCCUCCAUACCCCUUACUUUCCCGCGAUCGAGGGCAGACUUGUCCAGCAAACCGAACAUUCUUACUGAGAACGACGAGUCUGGAAACAAAGAUGGAAGCUUUCCAGGGCUCCCAACCCUAGAAGAACACGAGGAUAAUGCGGAUACUCGUGCUUGCUGUGCUGCUGAUGAUCAAGUUGUCAUGCCACUUCGUUCGCCUCAGUUACAUCGAUCUGCAUCCCACGAGAGUCUUUUAUCCAUUUCAGGAAUGGAUAUCCAUUCCACAAGCGAGUACUUGAGCAAUUCCUUCUCUCACACGGUAUUCGUUCCCAAAAAGCCUCGGCGAAUUGCAUCUGCAGGCACGAUAUUUUCAUCUACCCUUCCUGUCACUUCACUGACCGACGUCACGGUGUCCAAAGUUUCAAUCAGCAAGAGUAAAUCUCCACAUUCUCUCUUAUCAUCUGUAGCCUUUUCUACGAUACCAUCGAAUACUGCAACCAGUGCCACUUCAACCGUCAGCAAAACCUAUUCGGAGCCACAGUUGUGUCAGGAUCCCCAACCAACAAACAUAAAAAGUCGCAUGGGAAGCUGGAUUUUGGGGAAAUGGUCUUCCCCGUUAAGGCCUACAGCUCGUCCUGAUCCCGUAAACCCAUCCGCAUCGACUAUAUUCACCUCAUCUUUACUUUCCAGCUCUCCAGCCAGUAAAGAGUCUGCACGAUCGCCCGAAAUACCACUCUUCAGGUCGCCAGGUGUAAACCAGAAAGGACUCAUUCUUGGUUUAAGACCCCCUGAAAAAACACCUAUUUCUCUUCAUCCAGAAACUAUUGAUGAAGCGUUAUUACGAGAGAGCUUAGAAGAGUAA